UUUCAUUCUUCUUACGCGGUCUUGUUGUAUAACUGCUUACAUGUCAGUCAUCGUUCCUUAGAUGACUUGGUCCCUCAUCAUGAACGUCGAUAAGAUAACCAAAUAAUCGCCCUUCAUCAUUUCCCCCCUUCCUCGCCACAAUGGCCACCAUCACUUCACCACGUAGUGACUCGCCCGCAAGCCACCACCGACUUCCACGCCUGACCUCACCUCCCAUCCCUCAAUCUCCGAGCCUAGGCGGAACUCCCACAUCGUCCGUUCGCCCGUCCUUUGACCUUCCCCAUCGUACAGGCUCUUCCUCACCUGGCCCAACACCACUCGGCGGCGGCAAUGCUCACAAUAACAAUGGCCUGGCUGCGAGCAAUCCCCAACGCCGCAAUCGCGCCGCUCUCAGAGACUACUACAAUCUGAAAUCCAAACCCCAACCUCAGUCCUCCAACGGGGCAGGCACACCAGGAGGAACUCAAACUCUGACUCGAAGCGCAAGCAUUGGUUCCACAGCCUCGGACUCGGCUGGCCGACCUCUCCCGUCGCCCAAUGACCAGAUCUCCAACACUACCCUCCCAUCCCAAUUAGACGCCCCGAGCUUCUCCGCCUCGGACUUUGUCGCCGACUUGUUGACAACCGCUUCUCUACGAGACAUCCUGCGCACAGAGUCGGCACUGGUCAGUGAGAUCCGCAACCUGGACGGCGAGCGGAAAGCCCUGGUAUAUGAUAACUACAGCAAAUUGAUCGCCGCCGUGGGCACUAUUGCCGAAAUGCAAAAGGGGAUGCACAUCGGUGUUGGUGAUGGGGCUGGAAAAGGCGGAUCCACCACUGGCAUUGGAUCCGGAUACCAGGCAAAGGGACUGGGACUGGGCUUGAAGAGCGAACAGACCAAGCCAGGUCUGGAAGGUGUUCAGGUAUUGAAAGACAAAAUCGAUGCUCUGGUCUCGGUAGUUACUAGCCUCGCCCCGGCUACAGCGCAAGAGUCUAAUGAUCAGGAAGCUUCAAACCACCGCGACCUCCGGACAAGACAAAACAAGAUUGAGACGGUUAAAUGGGUGUUGGCCGCCCCGGAGCGGUUAUCGGACCUGGUAGCGAACGACCGUUUGGAAGAAGCCAAAUCCGAGUAUCGCCAGGUCCUCGACAUCGUCAACGAAUGGGAUGGUGUCCGAGGAGUGGACGAGGUCAAGGUCAAGUGUGCUAAAGUCAUGCAGGAGAGUGAGAAGGACGCAACAAGUCAGGAACAAGACGCUGCAGAGCAAAGUUUGCAUCCACAGGAUUGAACCAGUGCUGUCCUGGUCGCGCCCCCUCAAUGUCUUUGGUCGGUGACCACACCUCUAAGCUGCCGACGUCCUCGCGACAUGCACGUCCGAUGAUAGGAAGAACUUUCGAACCCAUCGACCUGCAGCCGGCUCACCAUGGCUAGUGUCGCGAGGGAUUGAGCCACAAAAGGGACUCUGGCUUCUAUAUGACCACGCCGAGGACUGUACCGCUGGUCUGGUUGGGCAUCAAUCAUGAUCUCAAGGAAACGCUGAUUCUUUCGCCCACAAGCCUGACUAGCCCUUAGCACCAACUAUCCACGCUGUCGACCGCUCGAAUGUCCGCACUGGCCAGACAGCGUAACGACUCGGCAAGUCUAGUUGGAAAUGACGGCGGACUACAAAAUCAGAGAAGCAGCCUCAUAACCAUUUGAGAUCAUGCGACGAAUAUCAAUAUAGUUUGGUAGGAAUGGCCAUUGGUAUUGACUAUCUAAAAAUCUACCUAUCACCUUAUAUGGACAUUGGUGCGUGUGCCGUAAUGGACCGCCCAGUCCAGAUAAGGCGCCAUCAACUGACAAGUCAAGAAUCGAUCCCAGCCAUACGCGUACAAAGACAAAAUCAU
Molecule: messenger RNA, 1866 nt
Organism: Exophiala mesophila
Lineage: Eukaryota; Fungi; Ascomycota; Eurotiomycetes; Chaetothyriales; Herpotrichiellaceae
Exons: 1
Coding region: 141-1268 (375 amino acids)
Biological process (GO): Golgi vesicle transport; Golgi organization; retrograde transport, endosome to Golgi
Cellular component (GO): membrane; EARP complex; GARP complex
Source: RefSeq, a predicted model, not a curated record